This is a messenger RNA of [Torrubiella] hemipterigena, 2215 nucleotides long. Lineage: Eukaryota; Fungi; Ascomycota; Sordariomycetes; Hypocreales; Clavicipitaceae. The record is from the annotation of a GenBank genome assembly.
ACUGCAUAGUUCAUGCACGAGCAUAACACAGGUAGCCAAGGCAUAUGUAAUCAUGUCGUAUAUAAGUGAAGCAAGAGACAACCCCAACAGCGCCACUUGACUCAUCCAUUUCCGAGUCCUAGUCAAUGAAACAUCCAUUGCUGAGUUAGCGCCUGCCCCACCAUGGCUCGUAGCCACGCGGUCUUUUGCUUGCAGCGACGAUUUGUAUUAAUAUGUUUGCUCGCAGACAGGGCUUGACAACCUCUCACUAAAAUUAUCUUCUUUUUGAUCCUGUCCAAGUGAGAAGCGUUAUGUCAGUCGAAAUUAUUCUCUUGGUGGCCGCUAGUGCUUUAGUGGUUGGCCACCUUGUUUACAGAAAUGCCCUCCCAAAGCCACUACCUGGUAUCCCGCACAAAAAGGUGUCCGCAGAAAGAUUGAUGGGUGACAUACCUGACAUGCUCGCAGAUGUAUCGCGGCGGAAGAACAUUAAUCUUUGGUGGCGUGACCACAGCGCAUCUUUCAAUUCGCCUAUAUGUCAAGUUUUUCUCGGCGGCCCAUUCUCUAAACCCACUGUCCUUCUUGCAGAUUAUCAUGAGGCUCGCGAUAUUGAGACCCGCCGAACGCACGAAUUUGACCGCAGCUCACGAACCAGGGACGUGUUUGGGCCCCUCGCACCAAGUUUUCAGUUUGUGCUUCCGUCGGGCUCCGAAUGGAAGGCUCACCGAGCUCUUGUUCAGGACGUGGUGUCACGACAAUUCUUGGAAGCCGUCGUUGCUCCCACGUUGUACCAAUCCGUGACCCGCCUAAUCAGCCUCUGGGAUAAAAAGAUUGCACUGUCUGGCGGACGGCCAUUCACAGCGAUCGAUGACAUGUUUAACGUCACCUUUGAUGCUGUCUUAAGCUUUACCUUUGGAUCCGAGUUUCCACACAGUGCGAUGGAGCCCCAGGUUAAAUUGAUGGACGAGUACCGAGCUAUUGACAGAGACAACUGCAUUGCUACUGAACAGCCGAUAGAUUUUCCAGUCGCAAGGCUUCAUGAAGAAUUAGAGGCUAUGCAAACUCUCGUCGGUUUUGCUGAAGGUGCCAUAAACGCAGGAUCGCAAAAUUUGUACUGGUUCUUCCAGACACGCUCGGCAAAGUUUAGCGCAGCGAAGAAGAGCAAAGAUACAUGCAUUAGGGCGGCCGUACGCAGGGCCUCUCAAAAGCGGUUAGAACAUUUGAAGUCGGAAGUAGCCAGUGACAGAUCUUGGAUUCAUAGCUCGGUUGAUUAUUUGAUUGAUCGGGAAUGCAAGCUUGCCGAGAAAGAGGGUCGAAAAGUCGACGUAUUUUCAAGCAGGAUUGCCGACGAGCUAUACGGAAUGGUCGUUGCCGGUCACGACUCAACGAGCAGCACAAUGUGCUGGGCAGUCAAGUACUUGGCAGAUAACCAAGCUGUACAGCAGCGUCUGCGCGAUGACAUGCGAUAUGGCUACCGGAAGGCACUCUUAGAGGGCCGUGCGCCCACCGUUACGGAAAUAUUGAGUACUAACAUGCCGUAUACCGACGCUUUUAUGGAAGAGGUUCUACGCCAUAGUACCAUAGUCCCGUUUGGAGCCCGACAAGCCACUCAAGAUACAAUAAUCCUCGGCAGAAAGAUUCCUAAAGGAACUGUGGUACUCUAUCUCAAGAACGGCCCUGGGAUUUUAUCCGACGGGUACACUUUUGAUACUAGCAUCGAAAGUGAGACGUCGAGGCUAGACAGGAGUCGUAUUCCUGGCUCUGCAGAUAUCCCUUUGGAGAUAUUCAGCCCAGAUAGAUGGAUUAAACGGGACGCUGGAGGAAAUAUCACGUAUAAUCCGAAUGCGGCGCCGGUGCAUGCCUUCGGGUUUGGCCCAAGGAGCUGCUUUGGGAGAAAGCUUGCAUACCUUGAGUUUAGACUCCUGCUGACGAUUAUAGUUUGGAACUUUGAGCUGGGGCAAUGUGCGACAGAGUUAUCGGGGUAUGAUGGACGGUACAAGACAUUUUUGAUGCCUUGGAAAUGCUAUGUUCGACCAAAGAGGGUCACCAGCUGAGCAGAUUAUCUUUAGACUUUGCCUGGUCGUCGUUUCAGCGAUCCAAAAAAGAAGAAGGCGAUUACAAUCAAUUUAUAAUUUUCCUGUAUAAAGGAAAUUACAUUGACGUGGGCCACAUCACUACAUAAUAGCGCAGCCGCUCGACUAAACAAAUCAAAUCGGGGGUUCAGAUUUGAGUGUUUGAC